AUGAGCGAUGUUCCCCCGCUGGAGUAUGAGCCGCUCUCCCCUGCGCUUCCCAGCAGGCCCCCGCUGGCCGCCGACGCCGAGCAGAGGACGGCGCUAGCGUUCGUCGGGCUGCUCAUGCUCUUCCUGCUCUUCCUGCUGGUGCGCUGCUUCCGGAUCCUGCUGGAUCCCUACAGCCGCAUGCCGGCCUCAUCCUGGACCGACCACAAAGAGGGCCUGGAGAGGGGCCAGUUUGACUACGCGCUGGUGUGACGCCGUGCCCA
Molecule: messenger RNA, 260 nt
Organism: Trichomycterus rosablanca
Lineage: Eukaryota; Metazoa; Chordata; Actinopteri; Siluriformes; Trichomycteridae
Product: cortexin-1
Exons: 1
Coding region: 1-249 (82 amino acids)
Source: RefSeq, a predicted model, not a curated record